Messenger RNA from Salvia miltiorrhiza (redroot sage), 2287 nucleotides. RefSeq lists its product as uncharacterized. The record is from RefSeq and is a predicted model, not a curated record. NCBI's taxonomy places the organism in Eukaryota, Viridiplantae, Streptophyta, Magnoliopsida, Lamiales, Lamiaceae. The transcript is spliced from 5 exons. Gene Ontology annotation, biological process: attachment of GPI anchor to protein. The coding region runs from base 147 to 2111 and encodes 654 amino acids. Gene Ontology annotation, cellular component: GPI-anchor transamidase complex.
GAAAUCGGGUUAAAAGAGAAUUUCGUCGAGCUAUGAUCGAAGCUCCCAUGGCGGAAAGUGCUCUGUCACCAUACCUUCCUCAUUCAAAUUAACAAUCUAUUGAUUCUUAUUAUACGGUAACAGUUUGAUGAGUCGCGGAUCAAAUUAUGAGGCUUUUGAAAUUGUGCUUGUUGCUGUUUCUUGCAUUGUUUUCGGCCACUGAAUCGAUUAAAGUAGAAGAACUGAAUGAAGAGUUCACGGAGGCGUUGCUGCUGAGGCCGCUUCCCGAUCGAAAAGUUUUAGCUCAUUUCCACUUCCGAAGCAGUGCGCCGCCGUCUCAAAGAUAUGGCCGCCACCAUCACAUCUUCCCUAAAUCUAUUUACCAGCUGGUUCAUAAAUUCCAAGUUCGAGAGAUGGAGCUGUCCUUCACGCAAGGGCGUUGGAAUUACGAAAGAUGGGGAGGAUUUGACCCGAUUUCGAGCAGCAAUGCAAAGCCUCCUGGUGUAGAACUAUGGGCUGAGUUUGAUGUUCCUCAAGAUCAAGUUGAUGAUUCCUGGAAGAAUCUAACGCAUGCUCUCUCGGGGCUCUUCUGUGCCUCAAUCAAUUUCUUGGAGCAUUCGACUAGCUACUCUGCACCUCAGUGGAGUUUUGGAUCGGCUUCAGGCAAAUUACGGUAUGGCACAUUGCCUCGUGAAGCUGUUUGCACAGAGAAUCUCACACCGUGGUUGAAGUUGCUUCCCUGCAGAGACAAAGCUGGGCUUUCUUCGUUGAUGGACCGGCCUUCAAUAUACCGGGGGUAUUAUCAUUCCCAGAGGCUCCAUUUGAAAUCUGAUGAAUUUGAUGCAUCUGAGAUGAGUAUUGGAAUAGUGCUUGAACAAACCCUUACAGUUGUUCUUCGACCAGACACCUUUUCUGGAAAAACAUUGCAGCCAAGUUGGUCCUUGAGCUCGUUAUUUGGCAGGUCAGUUAGCGGAAAAUGCUCUCUUUCUAGUUCUAGUAAUGUGUAUGUGCAAUUUGAGCAGAAUUUAAUAUCUGAGGGGGAUAAAUUAAGGGUAGAUAGUGAGGCAUCGGAGAAUGCUGUUUCUGUUGGUGAGGAGGGCCCUCCUCUAUUUGAAUUAUCACUGCCUCCAAAUAGGGUUAUAAGAGAAUCCGGGAACUUGCAGAAAGCGGGCUCUAUCCUUUACGAGUUCUCAGUUGAGGAUUCCAAUGAUCUCAAACCAUUUGAUUUGGGAUUGAACUGGAAGGUGCCUGUAGCCUGGUCAUGUCUGCAGGCACCCUUACAGGCUAGCCGGUUUUUAUUAGGAAGUGGGAACGAAAGGGGAGCUAUCGCUAUCUCAAUGAAAUCUACUAGGAGCAACAAUGUAGAAAAAACUGGUGGUUAUAGUGAGAAUGAAUGCUGGCUCAGAGUGGGAGUUUUCCAAAUGGUACCUUGGUACGUCAAGGUCUACUAUCAUACGUUGAAAUUGUUUUUAGAUGGAGAACCUCAAUCUUCUAUGGGAAACAUAGAGAAAAUACUCGUUUCGCCUUCUGAAGACAAGGUGUCCACUGGAGUGAUGGAAAUGAUCUUGAGAUUACCCUGUAGUGUUAAUACAGCGGCAUUGACUUUGGAGUUUGAUAAGGGGUUUCUUCAUAUCGAUGAAUAUCCUCCAGAUGCAAAUCAAGGCUUCGACAUUCCAUCAGCAGUGAUACACUUUGCUGAUUUCGUAGCAAACAUGAGUUUUCAUGAUAAUUCCUUAAAACAAGUACCUAUAUUGUCCAAGUUACAGGAAGAAGUCCCUGUCUUCUCGUACACAGAAGUACUCCUCGUGCCUUUGACAACUCCAGAUUUUAGCAUGCCUUACAAUGUGAUAACAAUUACAUGCACGGUUUUCGCCUUAUACUUUGGAUCACUUCUGAAUGCACUAAGAAGGCGCGUGGGCGAGGAAGAAAGGCUUCUCAGCGGAAAAGGUGCAAGGAAGGCAGGCCCGUUAACGCUGAUGAUAUCUAAACUCUCUGCUAAGUUGCGAGGGAAGCCGUGGGAGCCUCCGAAACCAUCAUCAGAGCCGGGGAGGUCCUCCACGAAGUAUAAGCUGAUAGCAAAAGUUGCGUUGGUAGCCGGUGUAGCUGCCGCAUGGCAGUUCUAUUUUCAAUGACAGCAGCAAGCAAUCUCCCAUGUAUGAUUAUGUAUCAUGAAGAGAGGGACUAGAUAGGUUUGAACUUCAUACAUUUAUCUAAAUUCAGUUAGUGAUCAGUUUUGUAUCCUUGAUUUAUUCGUAUUCCAGCACCACAGAUUUUUUGUCACAUAUGAAAAGCUGAUAGUUUCAUAACA